AAACCAAACCCCCGCAAAACCCUAGCCGCCGCGCCCCGCCGCCCCCCAAGUGCUCCGCCGCCUCCUCGCGCGCCCCCUCUCCUCCAGCUCCAUCUCCAAGCGCGCGCGCGCGGCGAGGAUGAACGUCAAGGGCGGCGGCCGGAUCCCGGCACCCCCGCCGGGGGCCAGCGCGCUGCUCAAGGUCGCCGUGUUCGGCGGCGCCGCCGUGUACGCCGCCAUGAACAGCCUCUACAACGUCGAGGGAGGGCACCGCGCCAUCGUCUUCAACCGCAUCCAGGGGAUCAAGGACAAGGUAUACCCUGAAGGGACUCACUUUAUGAUUCCAUGGUUUGAACGGCCAAUCAUUUAUGAUGUCCGUGCUCGCCCCAAUCUUGUUGAGAGUACUUCUGGAAGCAGGGAUCUUCAGAUGGUGAAAAUUGGUCUUCGUGUCCUCACAAGGCCUAUGCCAGAGAGGCUACCCCAUAUCUACAGGACUUUGGGGGAGAACUUCAACGAGAGAGUUCUGCCUUCUAUCAUUCAUGAAACACUGAAAGCUGUUGUAGCUCAAUACAAUGCUAGCCAGUUGAUCACACAGAGAGAAACUGUUAGUAGGGAGAUUAGGAAGAUACUGACCGAGAGGGCCAGAAACUUUAGCAUUGCUCUUGAUGAUGUCUCCAUUACAAGCCUGAGCUUUGGGAAGGAGUUUACUCAUGCAAUUGAAGCCAAACAAGUUGCUGCACAGGAAGCUGAGCGUGCAAAGUUCAUUGUCGAGAAAGCUGAGCAAGAUAAGAGAAGUGCAAUUAUCAGGGCUCAGGGAGAGGCUAAGUCUGCAGAGCUGAUUGGCCAGGCCAUUGCAAACAACCCUGCUUUCCUUGCCCUGAGGCAGAUUGAAGCCGCGAGGGAGAUCUCGCACACGAUUGCAGCCUCAGCCAACAAGGUCUUCCUGGACUCCAAUGACCUGCUGCUCAACCUCCAGCAGCUGAACGUGUCGAAGCAGCAGAAGAAAUGAUGCAUCCCCUUGUUCUGAGUGUGUGGAUGUCCUUGUACCAGACAUUGGGUGGAACCGGUCGGGUUUUGAACGUAGCAUCUUUAGUUACCCCUAUCUGAUACGGUGGUACUCAGUGAACGUGCGCACCAAAUGCACUGGAAAUCACAUCUUUUGAACUGUUCUUGAGGAAGUUCAAUAAGAAACAAAUCGCUCCUAUGAUCUAGGAUUUUUAUGAUUGAUAUUUUUUUUCUAUUGAUUUAUUGGGGUUAGUUAUUGGUAAUCAUGGGAGCAGUUCCAAUAUUCUACAGUUGGAUUUA
Setaria italica (foxtail millet) is the source of this 1284-nucleotide messenger RNA. RefSeq names its product prohibitin-2, mitochondrial. Lineage: Eukaryota; Viridiplantae; Streptophyta; Magnoliopsida; Poales; Poaceae. Gene Ontology annotation, biological process: mitochondrion organization. The transcript is spliced from 5 exons. The coding region runs from base 119 to 988 and encodes 289 amino acids. The record is from RefSeq and is a predicted model, not a curated record. Gene Ontology annotation, cellular component: mitochondrion; membrane.